AUGUUUGGUAAGAAAAAUCAAAAACAACCUGUAGAUCCUACUUAUGUUUCAGUUAUUGAUGGUAUCAAGAAAAUCUAUGAUGAAAAAAUUAAAAAAUUAGAGGCUGAAUAUAAGUAUGACUAUUUAAUCUCACCUCUUAUGAGACAGGCUGACUUUGACGCAAAGCCAAUGGUUUUAUUCCUUGGUCAAUAUUCUACUGGUAAAACCACUUUUAUUAAUUAUUUAUUAAAUUAUGAUUACCCAGGCUCUCAUAUUGGCCCUGAACCAACUACUGAUGGAUUUGCAGCUAUUAUGCAUGGACCUAAUUCUACUAAUAUUCCAGGUAAUACUUUAUGUGUUCAAUCAGAUAAACCAUUUACUUCAUUGUCUAAGUUUGGUAAUGAUUUUAUGGCUAAGUUUAAUGGAUCAUUUUGUAAUCUUCCACUUCUUGAACAUUUAACUUUUAUUGAUUCUCCAGGUGUUUUAUCUGGAGAAAAACAAAGAAUUGGUAGAUCAUAUGAUUUUAAUGAAGUUGUAAGAUGGUUUGCUGAAAGAGCUGAUAUGAUUGUACUUGUAUUUGAUGCACAUAAAUUAGAUAUUUCUGAUGAAUUUAAAGGAGUUAUUGAAGCUGUUAAGAAACAUUCUGAAAAAAUGAGACUUGUAUUGAAUAAAGCAGAUUCUAUUGAUUCACAACAAUUAAUGAGAGUUUAUGGUGCUCUCAUGUGGUCACUUGGUAAAGUUAUGCAAACACCAGAAUGUCUUAGAGUUUAUGUCUCUUCAUUUUGGGAUCAACCAUUUAAAGAAUCAUUAUUUACUGGAUUAUUUGAAAAAGAACGUGAUGAUUUAAUGUAUGAUCUUCAUGCAUUACCAAAACAAGCUACUGUUCGUAAAGUUAAUGAAUUAUGUAAACGUGCACGAUUAGCUAAAACAAAUGCAUAUAUUACAUCAUAUCUUCGUGAACAAAUGCCAACAUUUGGUAAAGAUAAGAAGAAGGCAGAAUUAUUAAAGGAUUUGAAUACUGUUUUCAAUACUGUUAUGAAAAGAUAUAAUUUAGCUAUUGGUGAUUUCCCACCAAUUGAUGUGUAUAGAGAACGAUUAGAAAAUUGUGAUUUUUCUAAGUUCCCUAAAUUAGACUUAAGAGUGGUUAAUGCAGUUGAUGAUGCUCUUGGAACUCAAAUUCCAUUAUUAUUGAAAAAAUUCCCAAUGGAAGAUGAUUUAUCAACUCAUACUAAUCCAUUUGAAGUUUCAAGUAACUUUGAAAAAUGUUGUAUUACUCUUGAUGUUAGUGAAGAUGAAAUGAAUUCAUAUCAAAAAGAAUUUGAUAAAUUACCAAAGAAUGAAGUUGGUAAAGUACUUGGUAAAGAUUGUUUUGCACCAUUAAUGGCUAGUGGAGCAGAUAAGAAGGAUCUUCAAAAGAUUUGGUCAAUUGCAGAUUCAGGAAAGGAAGGAGCAUUAAAUGCACAUCAAUACAUUCUUGCAAAGGCAUUAGUUAGAACAUUAUUACAAUCAGGAGGAUAUCCUGAUAAUCUUCCACCAGUUGAAUAA
Molecule: messenger RNA, 1524 nt
Organism: Entamoeba dispar SAW760
Lineage: Eukaryota; Evosea; Mastigamoebida; Endamoebidae
Product: EH domain-containing protein, putative
Exons: 1
Coding region: 1-1524 (507 amino acids)
Biological process (GO): endosomal transport; endocytosis
Cellular component (GO): plasma membrane; intracellular membrane-bounded organelle; cytoplasm
Molecular function (GO): GTP binding; protein binding
Source: RefSeq, a predicted model, not a curated record